Messenger RNA from Prionailurus viverrinus (fishing cat), 4437 nucleotides. RefSeq names its product mitogen-activated protein kinase kinase kinase 11 (gene MAP3K11). The coding region runs from base 1230 to 3905 and encodes 891 amino acids. Gene Ontology annotation, cellular component: centrosome. Gene Ontology annotation, molecular function: JUN kinase kinase kinase activity; protein binding; ATP binding. Lineage: Eukaryota; Metazoa; Chordata; Mammalia; Carnivora; Felidae. The record is from RefSeq and is a predicted model, not a curated record. Gene Ontology annotation, biological process: microtubule-based process; protein phosphorylation; positive regulation of apoptotic process. The transcript has 12 exons.
ACAGUAGACACCACUGGGCGGAACCGAAGGGUUAGCUGAUGAGUGGCCACUGGGUGACGGCGGAAUUAAUUGGCACAAACUCUCCCAAGACAGGCGCAAGGCAAUUGGAGUCCAUCCAGCGGCUAUGAGGGCGAUUUAGCUAUUCUGAAUCCAAUCGCGGGGCGAAAUUCUGGAAGACAGUCUCAGGUUUCAGCCCACUGGGGAAGGGGCAUGAAGAACCGGAUUGUUUUCCAGGUGAGGAGCAGAGGACAGCCUUAGACAACCCGUUCCAAGAGCUUGAGGUGCAGCCAGUCCCGUCCUCCAAUCUUGCCCACUCUCAUCCCAAACUAGCUCUACAAAGCAGAGCUUCUAGUCUCUGUUUCAGCUAUGAAGGGAAUGAGGCGAAGAGAAGAUGAGUCACACAGUCCUUCAACUUCGGAGCCAAGACUAGACUCGGCUUUGCCCCACUCCCAAGCCAGGUUCUUUACCCCGUUUUGCUGAUGCGGAUGCAGAGGGGAUGAUGGCCUGUCCUUAGCAAAGACCAACCUUGACCCUGAACCUCCUGCGAUGGACGGUCGGGACUACCCAUCCCCUCAUUGCCCGCCUACCCGGGAACUCCCGGGACCUGCUCCGGCAGCCUCUGGGAGGGGAGCAGGGCUACCCGCCCGCGUCAUCUGAUGCUGUUUCCUGCAGGAGGGAGAAGAGCGGAAAAAAGUGAAACUCCACCCUCCACCUCUGCCUCCCGCCCCCGGGGCCAAAGUACAAAGGGAGGAGGAAGAAGGGAACGGGGUUGGAGCCGUCGGGCUGAGGGAGCCGGGCUGGGAAGCGGCAGCUCGGCCCAACUAGGGACACUCCAGCCACCCCCUGCGCAAAAAGACCCAACCGGAGUCCAGGCGCUGCCCCUUGCUGGCCCCACCUUACACUUGGCGAGUGCCGGAGCCAGCCUCCCAGGACUGCUCCAGGACUGAGGGACUUUCGGGCCCCUCCAAGCUGGCCAUGGUGAGACGCCGGAGGCCCCGGGGUCCCACCCCCAGAGCCUGACCACACUGCCCUGGGUGGCCCUCUAGAAGCCCGAGAUGCGGGGGGCCGGGAGGCAAUACUCCUGGCUCCCCAGAGAGGUUUGGGUCUGGGGCUGAGGGCCAGGGCCCGGAUGCCCGGGUUCCGGGACUAGGGCCUUGGCAGCCAGCAGGGGUGGGGACCAGGGGCACCCAGGGAAGGUACCCCACUUGCCCCAGUAUCGGGUCCCAGCCAUGGAGCCCUUGAAGAACCUCUUUCUCAAGAGCCCGCUGGGGUCGUGGAACGGCAGCGGCAGUGGGGGCGGUGGGGGUGGCGGCGGAGGAGGCUGGCCAGAGGGGUCCCCGAAGACAGCGGCUUAUGCCAACCCUGUUUGGACAGCCCUGUUUGACUACGAACCCAACGGGCAGGACGAACUGGCCCUGAGGAAGGGCGACCGUGUGGAGGUGCUGUCCCGGGAUGCAGCUAUCUCAGGCGAUGAGGGCUGGUGGGCGGGCCAGGUGGGCGGCCAGGUGGGCAUCUUUCCAUCCAACUAUGUGUCUCGGGGCGGUGGCCCGCCCCCCUGCGAGGUGGCCAGUUUCCAAGAGCUGCGGCUGGAGGAGGUGAUCGGCAUCGGUGGCUUCGGCAAGGUCUACCGCGGCAGCUGGCGAGGUGAACUGGUGGCUGUGAAGGCAGCUCGCCAGGACCCCGAUGAGGACAUCAGUGUGACAGCUGAGAGCGUGCGCCAGGAGGCCCGGCUUUUCGCCAUGCUGGCACACCCCAACAUCAUUGCCCUCAAGGCCGUGUGCCUAGAGGAGCCCAACCUGUGCUUGGUGAUGGAGUAUGCGGCCGGUGGGCCCCUCAGCCGUGCCCUGGCUGGGCGACGUGUGCCCCCGCAUGUUCUGGUCAACUGGGCUGUGCAAAUUGCCCGCGGGAUGCACUACCUGCACUGUGAGGCCCUGGUGCCCGUCAUCCACAGAGACCUCAAGUCCAACAACAUUCUGCUGCUGCAGCCCAUUGAAGGUGAUGACAUGGACCACAAGACCCUGAAGAUCACUGACUUCGGACUGGCCCGAGAGUGGCACAAAACCACACAAAUGAGUGCUGCGGGCACCUAUGCCUGGAUGGCCCCUGAGGUUAUCAAGGCCUCCACUUUCUCUAAGGGCAGCGAUGUCUGGAGUUUUGGGGUGCUGCUGUGGGAGUUGCUGACUGGGGAGGUGCCCUACCGUGGUAUCGACUGCCUCGCUGUAGCCUACGGAGUAGCUGUCAACAAGCUCACACUGCCCAUCCCAUCCACCUGCCCUGAGCCCUUCGCACAGCUCAUGGCAGACUGCUGGGCGCAGGACCCCCACCGCAGGCCCGACUUUGCCUCCAUCCUGCAGCAGCUGGAGGCGCUAGAGGCGCAGGUCCUGCGGGAAAUGCCGCGGGACUCCUUCCAUUCCAUGCAGGAAGGCUGGAAGCGUGAGAUCCAAGGCCUUUUCGACGAACUGCGGGCCAAGGAAAAGGAACUUCUGAGCCGCGAGGAGGAGCUGACCCGCGCGGCGCGUGAGCAGCGGUCACAGGCAGAGCAGCUACGGCGGCGCGAGCACCUGCUGGCUCAGUGGGAGCUGGAGGUGUUCGAGCGCGAGCUGACGCUGCUGCUGCAGCAGGUGGACCGGGAGCGGCCGCACGUGCGCCGCCGCCGCGGCACCUUCAAGCGCAGCAAGCUCCGCGCGCGAGACGGCGGCGAGCGCAUCAGCAUGCCCCUCGACUUCAAACACCGCAUCACCGUGCAGGCCUCACCCGGCCUGGACCGGAGGAGAAACGUCUUCGAGGUUGGGGCUGGGGACUCGCCCACCUUCCCCCGGUUCCGGGCCAUCCAGUUGGAGCCUGCUGAACCAGGCCAGGCAUGGGGCCGCCAGUCCCCUAGACGUCUGGAGGACUCCAGCAACGGAGAGCGGCGAGCAUGCUGGGCCUGGGGCCCCAGUUCCCCCAAGCCUGGGGAGGCUCAGAAUGGGAGGAGAAGGUCCCGCUUGGACGAAGCCACGUGGUACCUGGAUUCAGAUGACUCAUCCUCCUUGGGAUCUCCUUCUACACCCCCAAUGCUCAAUGGCACUACUCCACUUCUGGCACCAAAUGUGGGGUUCCCGUUCAGUUCUAACACAGUCUACCUGGAGUUCGCAUCGGACCCUCCAGGUAACCCCCCGCGGCCGAGCCCGGAGCCCGAGGAGCCUCGGCGCCCAGGCCCCGCGGAGCGCGGUAGCGGCUCCGGGACGCCCAAGCUGAUCCAGCGCGCGCUGCUGCGCGGCACAGCCCUGCUCGCCUCCCUGGGCCUGGGCCGCGACCUGCAGCCGCCGUCGCCGUCGCCGGGCGGCCUGGGCCGCGAGCGUGGGGAGCCCUCGCCAAUGCCCCGCGCGCCGCUGCCUACACCGUCAGCCGCCGAGCCACCCCCCUCCCAGCUCAUCCGCUUCUCCCCCAAGAGGCCCGACGCCCCCCCCUCCCCGCUGAGCCCGGACGCCCCCGGCCCGCCCACCCCUGCGCCCCUGCUGCUGGAGCUGGGAGUCCCCGUGGGCCAGCUGUCAGCCAAGAGCCCCCGGCACGAGGAGGAGAGGCGCGGAAGUGCUGUCUCACCGCCGCCAGGGAUAUCACGCUCUGCUCCUGGCACCCCAGGCACCCCACGCUCACCGCCCCUGGGCCUCAUCAGCCGACCUCGACCCUCACCCCUUCGCAGCCGCAUCGACCCGUGGAGCUUCGUGUCAGCCGGGCCACGGCCUUCACCUUUGUCCUCGCCACAGCCUGCGCCCCGCCGGGCACCCUGGACCUUGUUCCCGGACUCGGACCCCUUCUGGGACUCUCCACCUGCCAACCCCUUCCGGGGGGGCCCUCGGGACUGCAGGGCACAGACCAAAGACAUAGGUGCCCAGGCCCCGUGGGCGCCAGAGGCAGGGCCCUGAGUGGGCUGGGCUGCUCCCUCACGCUCCAGCUGCCCUACAGGAGCCACAGUAUACACUGGAACAGGAGCCGGGCGAGCCUCUGUAGCUGCCUUGGUUUCCCCCAGGGACCCCACCCCCUUUGGGGGUCAGGAACACUACACUGCACAGGAAGCCUUCACACUGGAGGGGGGGAGCCUGCACCCCCCCCACACCUGCAACCUGUGGGUCCCCCGACUCACCUGCCCCGUUGGGGCCCAACACUGUACCCAGCUGGUUGGGAGGACCAGAGCCUGUCUCAGGGAAUCGCCCCCAGGGGUGUUGCAGGAAGGAGGGGAAGUACAGGGGAGAGGGGCUGGCCUCGGCUGUCACCAGCACUCUUGACCAAGCCCUGCUACUGUGGCCCCCGCCCCAGAGCUUAGUGCCCGGAUGCCCCCACCCCUGCCCUGGGGGUCCUCUGGGGCCAGGACUCUCUGGGUGCCCUCCUGCCGCCCCGGCCAGGGUUGGGGCCUCGGCCUCAGGAUCCUAUGAAGCCAAAUAAACUCCCCGAGCUGUC